AUGCGAUUGCUUACGUGGAAUGUAAAUGGUUUAAGGUCUCUUGUCCAAUAUCACCCAUGGAAUGAACGAAAGGACUAUAAGACCAUAUUGGAUUCACUUAAUGCCGACAUAAUAUGUUUUCAAGAAACAAAAAUUACAUUAGAUAGAUUAGAAUCAUCAAUGGCCAUUAUACCAGGAUACGACGCAUAUUUCUCUUUUGCAAAAGGGAAGGCUGCAUAUUCUGGUGUUGUAACAUAUGUUAAAAAUAGUUCAGUUAGACCUAUCUCGGCCGAAGAGGGAAUUUCUGGAAUUUUGGAUCAACCUCCCAAGAACAUGAGACCAGCCGAUGAGAUAUCGACUUUUGAUUCAUUCGGUUGUACUCCUGAAGAAUUACUCAAUCUUGAUUCAGAAGGUCGUUGUAUUAUACUGGAUUUUAAAAUGUUUGUAUUAUUCAAUAUUUAUUGCCCUAACAAUUCCGGCCCGGAACGACGUCCUUUCAUAACGCAAUUUCAAAAAGUGCUUCAGACCCGUGUGGAAGCCAUGCUUCGAGCUGGAAAACAAGUGAUAGUCAUGGGAGACAUAAAUGUGACACAUAAAGAAAUUGAUCACUGUAAUCCGCAAAAAUCCAUCAAAGAGAGUGAACUAGAAUCUUUCGAUGACCAUCCGUCCAGAAAAUGGUUUGAUGGAUUAGUGGCAACAAAUGGCCCUCUAGUUGAUGUGUGUCGAAGAUUUCAUCCGGAUGAAAAGGGAAUAUAUACGUGUUGGAGUACCGUGAUCAAUGCGAGACCAUCGAAUUAUGGUACGCGCUUGGAUUAUAUACUUGUUAGCCAAGGGUUGAUGAAAUGGGUUAAGUCCUGUAAUGUUGAACAAACCAUUAUGGGAUCGGAUCAUUGUCCAGUUGUUGGAGAGUUUCAUGAAACAAUAAAUGACAAUGGACAAAUACUCUAUCUUAAAGAUCAACUAUUGGUUGAUGUCGAUGGUGAGGCUACAGGGGCACCACCAUUACGACUUUGUGCCAAGUAUUUAUCGAGGUUCUCCGGCAGUCAGAAAACAUUGAAUAGCUUCUUUGUUAAGCAAAACACAAACGAUCAAGUAGGGAGGUUGGAAUCGGUCGUCAUGGAACAACCAAAAAAGACAACAAUUGCUCGGAGAUUGUCCAAUCCUAUAGCGCAAAAAUCGGUCAAAGUUACCAAAAGUGGUGACCGUAGAACAAAGCAAAAAGUUGAAUUGGAUAAAAAUCAGACGUCUCUCAUGCCCUUUUUUAAACAAUCUCUUUCGAAGGAGGCGCCUGAAUUAGGAACUUCGGGUUUUUCAAAUUAUGACUCAUUAUCACAAUUGCAAAGUGAAGAGUCUAAUCAAAACAUAGUAGAAAUAAUGGACGAUUGCACAGAAACAUGUGCUGGCUCUAAUAAUUUACAAGUAAUAUCGCAAUGGAAUGUUCUUUUCACGCCACGUCCAGUACCUAAAUGUAAAAUUCAUGGUGAAACCUGCAAGGAAUAUCGAGUGAAUAAAGUUGGACCAAACCAAGGGAGAUUAUUCUAUAUGUGUUCGAGACCGGUUGGAAAUUCAAGAAAUGAUAGGUGCGAUUUUUUUGAAUGGGCUAAAGGAAACAAAAGUUCAACAAAACGAAAAAGCCCAGACUGUGAUCAGGAAACAAGUUCGAAUAAAAAACACAACAGUUCAUAA
Acaulospora morrowiae is the source of this 1665-nucleotide messenger RNA. The record is from the annotation of a GenBank genome assembly. Lineage: Eukaryota; Fungi; Glomeromycota; Glomeromycetes; Diversisporales; Acaulosporaceae.